AUGGGUGCAGGAGUUGGUCUCACUAUCGGCUUCAUAUUUGGAGGAUUCACCGUUCUGAGGGGCGGUGCGGGCCCUCGAGGAGUAUUACCAACUCUAUCUCAGUACAUGCUUAGCAGUGCUGCAACAUUCUCUUUCUUCCUUGCUAUCGGCUCUGUCAUUCGUAACGACGCGAACUUGCCGCCACAUCUGGAAGCCGCACGGCUACAGCUCACAUCACCAGUCAUAGCUUCGAGGGUAGAAGGUUUGGGUCUCAUGAGACGACGCUGGGCAAUAGAGCGGGGACAAAAGGACAACUGA
Fibroporia radiculosa is the source of this 297-nucleotide messenger RNA. RefSeq lists its product as uncharacterized. Gene Ontology annotation, biological process: protein insertion into mitochondrial inner membrane; protein import into mitochondrial matrix. NCBI's taxonomy places the organism in Eukaryota, Fungi, Basidiomycota, Agaricomycetes, Polyporales, Fibroporiaceae. The record is from RefSeq and is a predicted model, not a curated record. The transcript has 3 exons. Gene Ontology annotation, cellular component: TIM23 mitochondrial import inner membrane translocase complex. Bases 1 to 297 code for a protein of 98 amino acids.